AUGUCGCAAACCUCGCUGGCAAUUACAACCUCGUCGUUAGGAUUGCAUCCCUCCCACAGUCUCCCUGAAAAGAUCAAGGCCGCUGCAUCAAACGGAUUCUCCUUGAUUGAGAUCGUCUACCAAGAGAUAGACGACUACGGGUCUUCUCAAAAUCCACCGCUUAACAUACACACCGCCGCUCUUGCAAUUGCACAAUUAUGCUCUUCAGUUAAUCUGGCAGUGCUGGCUCUCAACCCGUUCAAAAACUUCGAGGGCCACAACUCGCCGCUUCCUGACAGACUAGAGUCUGCUCGCCACUGGAUCGAGAUUGCCGCGUGCUUGGGAGCAAAGUACCUGCAGGUACCCUCGCAGUUCGACACGGCCAAUAGCACCGGAGACUGGUCACUCAUGGUGACAGAACUGCGUCAACUGAGUGAUCUGGCCUCCUCGCAGUCCAUCAGCAUUGCCUACGAAGCCGUUGCGUGGGGCAGCUACAUCGAUACGUGGGAGGAUUCCCUGCAGAUGGUACAAGAUGUCAAUUCUCCAAACUUUGGUCUCUGUCUGGACUCUUUCCAUGUUGCUGCACGGGUCUGGGGGGAUAAUACCGUCGAGAGCGGCGUUCGCGUUGAUACAGACGUAGCUCUGCAGGCCUCUCUAGACCGGUUUGUUGAAUCGUGUCCUUUAGACAGGAUCUUCUACGUCCAGUUCUCAGAUGGAGAGAGGGUUUUGCCUCCACUGUCACCCCGUCAUCGAUUCUACCAGGAGGGUUUUCCUUCGGGCUUGACAUGGUCGCGGAACAUGCGUGUUUUCCCACUGGAAACAGAGCUCGGCGCCUAUCUGCCUGUGGUGGAGAUUGCCCGGGCAUGGCUCCACCGGAAGCAAUGGACGGGUGUAGUCUCUAUAGAGAUCUUUGACUGGCGAAUGCGAGACGAUGAAUCCAGACGACCGGAUGAGAAUGCGAAUCGGGGAAUGAGAUCAUGGGAGAAACUGGUGGAUGCUCUAGAUAAACAUCACUGA
Molecule: messenger RNA, 996 nt
Organism: Penicillium alfredii
Lineage: Eukaryota; Fungi; Ascomycota; Eurotiomycetes; Eurotiales; Aspergillaceae
Product: sugar phosphate isomerase/epimerase family protein
Exons: 1
Coding region: 1-996 (331 amino acids)
Source: RefSeq, a predicted model, not a curated record